AUGAGCGGUAGCGGCGGUGGCGCCGCCGCCCCGGCCUCGUCCUCGUCCUCCGGCCCCGCGGCGGCGGCAGCGGCGGGGGCGGCGGCGGCGGUCAGCGCGGCGGGAUCGGGCUGCGGGGGCGGCGCCGGCGACGGAGCCGAGGAGGCCGCCAAGGACCUGGCCGACAUCGCGGCCUUCUUCCGAUCCGGGUUUCGAAAAAACGAUGAAAUGAAAGCUAUGGAUGUUUUACCCAUUCUGAAGGAAAAAGUUGCAUACCUUUCAGGCGGCAGAGACAAGCGUGGCGGUCCCAUCCUAACAUUUCCAGCCCGCAGCAAUCAUGACCGAAUACGGCAGGAGGACCUCCGGAGGCUCAUCGCGUACCUGGCCUGCAUUCCCAGCGAGGAGGUGUGCAAGCGAGGCUUCACGGUGAUCGUGGACAUGCGCGGGUCCAAGUGGGACUCCAUCAAGCCGCUGCUGAAGAUCCUGCAGGAGGCCUUCCCUUGCUGCAUCCACAUCGCCCUGAUCAUCAAGCCGGACAACUUCUGGCAGAAACAGAGGACGAACUUUGGCAGUUCUAAGUUUGAAUUUGAGACGAAUAUGGUCUCUUUAGAAGGCCUUACCAAAGUCGUUGAUCCUUCCCAGCUGACUCCCGAGUUCGACGGCUGCCUAGAGUACAACCACGAAGAGUGGAUUGAAAUCAGAGUAGCUUUUGAGGACUACAUCAGCAACGCAACCCACAUGCUGUCCCGGCUAGAGGAGCUUCAGGACAUCCUUGCAAAAAAGGAGUUGCCUCAGGACCUCGAGGGGGCCCGCAGCAUGAUCGAGGAGCACUCCCAGCUGAAGAAGAAGGUGGUGAAGGCGCCCAUCGAGGACUUGGACGUGGAGGGCCAGAAGCUGCUCCAGAGGAUCCAGAGCAGCGGCAGCUUUCCCAAGAAGAACUCGGGCUCGGGCAACGCGGACCUGCAGAACCUCCUGCCCAAGGUGUCCUCCACGCUGGACAGGCUGCACUCCACGCGGCAGCACCUCCACCAGAUGUGGCACGUCAGGAAACUGAAGCUGGACCAGUGCUUCCAGCUGCGGCUGUUUGAACAGGAUGCGGAGAAGAUGUUUGACUGGAUCACACACAACAAAGGACUCUUCCUGAACAGCUACACAGAGAUCGGGACCAGCCACCCCCAUGCGAUGGAGCUUCAGACGCAACACAACCACUUUGCCAUGAACUGUAUGAACGUGUACGUAAACAUCAACCGCAUCAUGUCGGUGGCCAGCCGCCUGGUGGAGUCGGGCCACUACGCCUCUGUGCAGAUCAAGCAGAUCGCCAGCCAGCUGGAGCAGGAGUGGAAGGCCUUUGCGGCAGCCCUGGACGAGCGCAGCACGCUGCUGGACAUGUCCUCCAUCUUCCACCAGAAGGCCGAAAAGUACAUGAGCAACGUGGACUCGUGGUGUAAGGCCUGCGGCGAGGUGGACCUUCCCUCUGAGCUGCAGGACCUGGAAGACGCCAUUCAUCACCACCAGGGGAUCUACGAGCACAUCACCCUUGCGUAUUCUGAGGUGAGCCAAGACGGGAAGUCACUUCUAGACAAGCUCCAGCGACCCCUGACCCCUGGCAGCUCUGAUUCCCUCACGGCCUCCGCCAACUAUUCCAAGGCCGUGCGCCACGUCCUGGACGCCAUCCACGAGGUGCUGCACCACCAGCGGCAGCUGGAGAACAUCUGGCAGCACCGCAAGGUCCGGCUGCACCAGCGGCUGCAGCUCUGCGUCUUCCAGCAGGAUGUGCAGCAGGUGCUGGACUGGAUCGAGAACCACGGAGAAGCCUUUCUGAGCAAGCAUACGGGCGUGGGGAAAUCACUGCAUCGGGCCAGAGCUUUGCAGAAACGCCACGAAGAUUUUGAGGAAGUAGCCCAGAACACAUACACCAACGCGGACAAGCUGCUGGAGGCAGCUGAGCAGCUGGCGCAGACGGGGGAAUGCGACCCGGAGGAGAUCUACCAGGCUGCCCAUCAGCUGGAAGACCGGAUCCAAGAUUUUGUUCGGCGAGUUGAACAACGGAAGAUCCUACUGGACAUGUCGGUGUCCUUUCAUACCCAUGUAAAAGAGCUGUGGACAUGGCUGGAGGAGCUGCAGAAGGAGCUGCUGGACGACGUGUACGCCGAGUCGGUGGAGGCCGUGCAGGACCUCAUCAAGCGCUUCGGCCAGCAGCAGCAGACCACGCUGCAGGUGACAGUCAACGUGAUCAAGGAAGGGGAGGACCUCAUUCAGCAGCUGAGGGACUCUGCCAUCUCCAGCAACAAGACCCCCCACAACAGCUCCAUCAACCACAUCGAAACGGUGCUGCAGCAGCUGGACGAGGCGCAGUCGCAGAUGGAGGAGCUCUUUCAGGAGCGCAAAAUCAAGCUGGAGCUCUUCCUGCAGCUGCGCAUAUUCGAGAGGGACGCCAUCGACAUCAUCUCUGACCUGGAGUCCUGGAACGAUGAGCUCUCGCAGCAGAUGAGCGACUUUGACACAGAGGACCUGACCGUCGCGGAGCAGCGGCUCCAGCACCAUGCAGACAAAGCUCUAACCAUGAACAACUUGACUUUCGAUGUCAUCCACCAAGGGCAGGACCUUCUGCAGUAUGUCAACGAAGUCCAGGCCUCUGGCGUGGAGCUGCUCUGCGAUAGGGAUGUGGACAUGGCCACUCGAGUCCAGGACCUGUUGGAGUUUCUUCAUGAAAAGCAGCAGGAGUUGGACUUGGCCUCCGAGCAGCACCGGAAACACUUGGAGCAGUGUGUGCAGCUGCGCCACCUGCAGGCGGAGGUGAAGCAGGUGCUGGGCUGGAUCCGCAACGGCGAGUCCAUGUUAAAUGCCGGUCUUAUCACCGCCAGCUCGCUGCAGGAGGCCGAGCAGCUACAGAGGGAGCAUGAGCAGUUCCAGCACGCCAUCGAGAAAACACACCAGAGCGCACUCCAGGUCCAGCAGAAAGCGGAGGCCAUGCUGCAGGCCAACCACUACGACAUGGACAUGAUCCGCGACUGUGCCGAGAAGGUGGCCUCACACUGGCAGCAGCUCAUGCUCAAGAUGGAAGACCGCCUCAAGCUUGUCAACGCCUCUGUCGCCUUCUACAAGACUUCAGAGCAGGUCUGCAGUGUCCUGGAGAGCCUGGAGCAGGAGUACAAGAGAGAGGAAGACUGGUGUGGGGGGGCCGACAAGCUGGGCCCCAAUUCUGAGACAGACCACGUCACCCCAAUGAUCAGCAAACAUCUUGAGCAGAAGGAGGCAUUCCUGAAGGCUUGCACACUCGCCAGAAGGAACGCCGACGUCUUCCUGAAGUACCUGCACAGAAACAGCGUGAACAUGCCCGGCAUGGUGACGCACGUCAAGGCUCCAGAGCAGCAAGUGAAAAAUAUCUUGAAUGAACUCUUCCAGCGGGAAAACAGGGUAUUGCACUAUUGGACCAUGAGGAAGAGAAGGCUGGACCAGUGCCAACAGUACGUGGUCUUUGAAAGAAGUGCCAAGCAGGCGCUGGAGUGGAUCCACGACAACGGGGAGUUCUACCUGUCCACACACACCUCCACGGGCUCCAGCAUCCAGCACACCCAGGAGCUGCUGAAGGAGCACGAGGAGUUUCAGAUCACCGCCAAGCAAACCAAAGAGAGGGUGAAGCUCUUGAUACAGCUGGCCGAUGGCUUUUGUGAAAAGGGGCAUGCCCAUGCAGCAGAAAUUAAAAAAUGCGUGACUGCGGUCGAUAAGAGGUACAGAGAUUUCUCUCUGCGCAUGGAGAAGUACCGGGCCUCUCUGGAGAAAGCCCUGGGGAUUUCUUCAGAUUCCAACAAAUCGAGUAAGAGUCUGCAGCUGGACAUCAUCCCCGCCAGCAUCCCCGGGUCGGAGGUGAAGCUUCGCGAUGCUGCUCACGAGCUCAACGAGGAAAAGCGGAAGUCCGCCCGCCGGAAGGAGUUCAUAAUGGCAGAACUCAUUCAGACUGAAAAGGCUUAUGUAAGAGACCUCCGGGAGUGUAUGGACACGUACCUGUGGGAAAUGACCAGCGGUGUGGAGGAGAUCCCACCUGGCAUUGUGAACAAGGAGCUUGUUAUCUUUGGGAACAUGCAAGAGAUCCACGAGUUCCACAAUAACAUCUUCCUGAAGGAGCUGGAAAAAUAUGAGCAGCUGCCUGAGGAUGUCGGACACUGCUUUGUCACCUGGGCAGACAAGUUUCAGAUGUAUGUUACAUACUGUAAAAAUAAGCCUGAUUCUACUCAGCUGAUACUGGAGCAUGCAGGGUCCUACUUUGAUGAGAUACAGCAGCGGCACGGGCUCGCCAAUUCCAUCUCCUCCUACCUUAUUAAGCCGGUUCAGCGCAUUACGAAGUAUCAGCUCCUUUUAAAAGAGCUGCUCACAUGCUGUGAGGAAGGGAAGGGGGAGAUUAAGGAUGGCCUCGAGGUGAUGCUCAGCGUGCCGAAGCGAGCCAACGACGCCAUGCACCUCAGCAUGCUGGAAGGGUUUGAUGAAAACAUUGAGUCUCAGGGAGAACUCAUCCUGCAGGAAUCCUUCCAAGUGUGGGACCCAAAAACCUUAAUUCGAAAGGGUCGAGAACGGCAUCUCUUCCUUUUUGAAAUGUCCUUAGUAUUUAGUAAAGAAGUAAAAGAUUCCAGUGGGAGAAGCAAGUACCUUUACAAAAGCAAAUUAUUUACCUCCGAGUUGGGCGUCACAGAACAUGUUGAAGGAGAUCCUUGCAAGUUUGCACUGUGGGUGGGAAGGACACCAACUUCAGAUAAUAAAAUCGUCCUUAAGGCGUCCAGUGUCGAGAAUAAGCAGGACUGGAUAAAGCACAUCCGCGAGGUGAUCCAGGAGAGGACCAUCCACCUUAGAGGAGCCCUGAAAGAGCCCAUUCACAUCCCCAAAACGGCGCCAGCGCCAAGACAGAAGGGAAGAAGGGACGGAGAGGACCUGGAUAGCCAGGGGGAUGGCAGCAGCCAGCCUGACACGAUCUCCAUUGCCUCCCGGACCUCUCAGAAUACACUGGACAGUGAUAAGCUCUCUGGUGGCUGUGAGCUGACGGUGGUGAUCCACGACUUCACGGCCUGCAACAGCAACGAGCUGACCAUCCGGCGUGGCCAGACGGUGGAGGUAGUGGAGCGGCCGCACGACAAGCCUGACUGGUGCCUGGUGCGCACCACUGACCGGUCGCCUGCGGCAGAAGGCCUGGUGCCCUGCGGCUCCCUGUGCAUUGCCCACUCGCGAAGCAGCAUGGAGAUGGAGGGCAUCUUCAACCACAAAGACUCGCUGUCUGUCUCCAGUAACGAUGCCAGUCCACCAGCCUCCGUGGCGUCCCUCCAGCCCCACAUGAUCGGGGCCCAGAGCUCACCGGGCCCCAAGCGGCCGGGCAACACCCUUCGCAAAUGGCUCACGAGCCCCGUGCGGCGGCUGAGCAGCGGCAAGGCGGACGGGCACGUGAAGAAGCUGGCGCACAAGCACAAGAAGAGCAGGGACGUCCGCAAGAGCGCCGACGCCGGCUCGCAGAAGGACUCGGACGACAGCGCCGCCACGCCCCAGGACGAGACCGUGGAAGAGCGAGGCCGGAACGAAGGCCUCAGCAGUGGCACGCUGUCCAAGUCCUCCUCGUCGGGGAUGCAGAGCUGUGGCGAAGAGGAGGGGGAGGAGGGCGCCGACGCCGUGCCGCUGCCCCCGCCCAUGGCCAUCCAGCAGCACAGCCUGCUUCAGCCGGACUCGCAGGACGACAAGGCCUCUCGGUUACUAGUCCGCCCCACCAGCUCCGAAACGCCCAGUGCAGCCGAACUUGUCAGUGCCAUCGAGGAGCUUGUGAGAAGCAAGAUGGCCCUGGAGGACCGUCCCAGCUCACUCCUCGUUGACCAGGGCGACAGCAGCAGCCCCUCCUUCAACCCCUCAGACACCUCCCUCCUCUCGUCGUCCUCGCCCAUCGAUGAGAUGGAAGAAAGGAAAUCCAGCUCUCUCAAAAGAAGGCACUAUGUUUUACAAGAAUUGGUGGAGACAGAGCGUGACUAUGUACGUGACCUUGGCUAUGUGGUCGAGGGCUACAUGGCACUGAUGAAGGAAGACGGUGUUCCUGAUGACAUGAAGGGAAAAGACAAGAUUGUGUUUGGCAACAUCCAUCAGAUCUAUGACUGGCACAGAGACUUUUUUUUAGGAGAAUUAGAGAAGUGCCUUGAAGAUCCAGAAAAACUAGGCUCCCUUUUUGUUAAACACGAGAGAAGGUUGCACAUGUACAUAGUGUAUUGUCAGAAUAAACCAAAGUCUGAGCACAUUGUCUCGGAGUACAUUGAUACCUUUUUUGAGGACUUAAAACAGCGCCUUGGCCACAGGCUACAGCUCACAGAUCUGUUGAUCAAGCCCGUGCAGAGGAUCAUGAAGUACCAGCUGCUGCUAAAGGACUUCCUCAAGUACUCCAAAAAAGCUAGCCUGGACACAUCAGAACUCGAGAAAGCCGUGGAAGUCAUGUGCAUCGUGCCGAAGCGGUGCAACGACAUGAUGAACGUGGGGCGGCUGCAAGGCUUUGACGGUAAAAUUGUUGCCCAGGGUAAACUGCUCUUGCAGGACACAUUCUUGGUCACAGACCAAGAUGCAGGACUUCUGCCUCGCUGCAAGGAGAGGCGGGUCUUCCUCUUUGAGCAGAUCGUCAUAUUCAGCGAGCCGCUUGACAAGAAGAAGGGCUUCUCCCUGCCAGGGUUCCUGUUCAAGAGCAGCAUCAAGGUGAGUUGCCUCUGCCUGGAGGAAAACGUGGAAAACGAUCCCUGUAAAUUUGCUCUGACGUCAAGGACAGGUGAUGCUGUAGAGACCUUCAUUUUGCAUUCAUCAAGUCCAAGUGUCCGGCAAACAUGGAUCCAUGAAAUCAACCAAAUUUUAGAAAACCAGCGCAAUUUUCUAAAUGCCUUGACAUCGCCCAUCGAGUAUCAGAGGAACCACAGCGGGGGCGGCGGCGGUGGGGCCUCCGGGGCUGGCAGCGGCAGCCAUGGCACUGGCCCCAGCAGCUGCAGCAGCAUCCCGGGCUCGAGCAGGAGCAGGCCCUCCCGGAUCCCACAGCCUGUCAGACACCACCCCCCCACGCUGGUCUCCUCUGCAGCCUCGAGCCAAGCAGAGGCAGACAAGAUGUCAGGUACGUCUGCUCCGAGCCCCUCACUGCCUCCCCCCAGCAGCAGCCUGGCCCUUGAGGCCAGCCUUGGCCAGCCCAGCAGGCUCCCCCCGAGUGCAGACUCCGAGGCUCCUGAACGCGAAGCAGAGCCUAUUCCCAAGAUGAAGGUGAUGGAGAGCCCCAGGAAAGCCCCGGGGAGUGCUGCUGGUGCCAGCCAGGAUGCGAGCAGCAAGGACGCGCGGGGACACCUGGGUGCCCUGCCUCUAGGCAAGCCCAGGCCCGGGGCCAUCUCGCCGCUGAACUCUCCUCUCUCCACCACGUUCCCUUCUCCUCUUGGCAAGGAGCCCUUUCCCCCCAGUAGUCCCCUGCAAAAGGGGGGCUCCUUCUGGAGCGCCAUCCCUGCUUCCCCUGCCAGCCGGCCAGGCUCCUUCACCUUUCCAGGGGACAGUGACUCCCUCCAACGACAGACGCACCGCCACGCGGCCCCAAGCAAGGACACAGACCGCAUGAGCACGUGCUCCUCGGCCAGUGAGCAGUCCGUGCAGUCCACCCAGAGCAACGGGAGUGAAGGCAGCAGCAGUAGCAGCAUCUCCACCAUGCUGGUGACGCACGAUUACACGGCAGUGAAGGAGGAUGAGAUCAACGUCUACCAAGGAGAGGUCGUCCAAAUUCUGGCCAGCAACCAGCAGAGCAUGUUUCUGGUGUUCCGAGCCGCCACUGACCAGUGCCCCGCAGCCGAGGGCUGGAUCCCGGGCUUCGUCCUGGGCCACACCAGUGCGGUCAUCAUGGAGAACCCGGACGGGACUCUCAAGAAAUCAACAUCUUGGCACACAGCACUCCGUUUAAGGAAAAAAUCUGAGAAAAAAGAGAAAGAUGGCAAAAGGGAAGGCAAGUUAGAGAAUGGGUACCGGAAAUCACGAGAAGGACUCAGCAAUAAGGUGUCUGUGAAGCUUCUCAACCCCAACUAUAUUUAUGACGUUCCCCCAGAAUUUGUCACCCCACUGAGUGAGGUCACAUGUGAGACAGGAGAGACCGUUAUUCUUAGAUGUCGUGUGUGUGGCCGCCCCAAAGCCUCAAUCACCUGGAAGGGCCCAGAACACAACUCCUUGGACAGCGACGGCCACUAUAGCAUCUCCUACAGUGACGCGGGGGAGGCCGCUCUGAAGAUCGUUGGCGUGACCACAGAAGACGACGGCAUCUACACUUGCAUCGCUGUGAACGACAUGGGCUCCGCUUCCUCUUCGGCCAGUCUGAGGGUUCUAGGUCCAGGGAGCGAUGGGGUCGUGGUGACCUGGAAGGACAACUUUGACUCCUUGUACAGCGAAGUGGCCGAGCUCGGCAGGGGCAGAUUUGCUGUAGUUAAGAAAUGUGAUCAGAAAGGACCCAAACGAGCAGUGGCCGCCAAGUUCGUGAGCAAGAAGCUAAUGAAGCGCGACCAGGUCACCCGUGAGCUUGGCACCCUGCAGAGCCUCCGGCACCCCCUCCUCGUGGGCCUCCUGGACACCUUCGAGACCCCCAGCAGCUACGUCCUGCUUCUGGAAAUGGCCGACCAGGGUCGCCUCCUGGACUGUGUGGUGCGAUGGGGAAACCUGACCGAAGGGAAGAUCCGAGCGCAUCUGGGGGAGGUUCUGGAAGCCGUCCGAUACCUUCACAACUGCAGGAUAGCACACCUGGACCUAAAGCCUGAGAACAUCCUGGUGGAUCAGAGUUUGGCCAAGCCAACCAUUAAACUGACAGACUUUGGUGACGCUGUCCAGCUCAACACCACCUACUACAUCCACCAGCUGCUGGGGAAUCCCGAGUUUGCAGCCCCUGAAGUCAUCCUUGGGAACCCCGUCUCCCUGACCUCAGACCUGUGGAGCGUCGGAGUGCUCGCCUACGUGCUGCUCAGCGGCGUGUCCCCCUUCCUGGACGACAGCGUGGAAGAGACCUGCCUGAACAUUUGCCGGCUGGACUUCAGCUUCCCGGAGGAUUACUUUAAAGGAGUGAGCCAGAUGGCCAAGGAGUUCGUGUGCCUCCUCCUGCAGGAGGACCCGGCCAAGCGUCCCUCGGCUGCACUGGCCCUGCAGGAGCAGUGGCUGCAGGCGGGCAACGGCAGCAAAGGCGCGGGCGUCCUCGACACGUCCAGACUGACCUCCUUCAUUGAGCGGCGCAAACACCAGAAUGAUGUUCGACCUAUUCGGAGCAUUAAAAACUUCUUACAGAGCAGGCUUCUGCCUAGAGUUUGACCUAUCCUGAAGUUCUUUCUCAUUCUCUUUCACCUGCCAAUCAGCUGAUAGUUUGAAUUUUGAACAGUAAAACCAGCCAAAUGAAGUGACCAGCUGCCGGCUGUUAACACAUGGUGUGAAAUUGCAUCCAAGCGAGCUGUGCUGAGCAGCGCUUGGACUCCGAGCUGCAAGCUGCGCCGGGUGGACACGGCCUUCACUACGCUCUGCGGAUGACGCUGCGGAGAGCGCGUUGCUGUAUCACGGUAUUUUAUUCAGGUUUCUGCAAAAAAAUAAGAUACUUUUUUAAAUGAACAUGGAUAGAAUUUUGCAAAUUAAACAUUUUCAAAAUUUAUUCAAGGAAACAAAAUGCCUAUGUUCAACCACUGGUGUUCACGAACAAAACAAGGAUACUGUGCGUGUCUGGGGAAGCCUGGCCCAGGUGGCGGCCGUGCCCAUGGGCAGUGCUUGGCAUCCACCUGCCGCUGAGCUUUCCCAGCUGCCUCGUCAGUGUGUCUUGCUGGACGCUAGGUCUGGCUUCCAAAACAUGCAUUCAACCUCAGUCUCUUGCAUAAAAUAGAAUGAAUCGUUUUGCUCUGAUGAAAUGUAGGCCUUACUUGUAUAUAAGACUGUUCCUGCCUCUGGUCUGGCAUCUUUUCCCUUCCUUUCCCUCCCACCCACCGCCUGGGCCUUCCUCCGGGGGUCUGAGGUCUGCCCGCCCACCAGGGACUUGUGGUUGGGCCCGGCUCUGCCUCCCCACUCCCCAGCCCCACCCACACCGUCACCCCGAUUGCUGACCGGUGUACAGUCCGAUGAAAAUACUGCAAAUGCACUCAUUGGGGGAUUUUUGGUUUUAUUUCAUAUCAUGUGCAAUGUUGUGGUUUUAACAUUUUAUGCAACUAUUUAUGAAGCCCUCUGUUGUACCUGUAAUCCAUAGAUAAAGCACACGCGUCGUACGGUGAGCUUCAUGGUUGGGGGUCGUAGCCCUGUGCCGUCAGUUCAAGGAGGCUUGACUCUGUGGUUUUGUCAGUUUUAAGGACUGUAAAAAGUGAUUUCAUACUCUGAUAUAAAACUGGAUAAUAGGGUAAUGUUUUAAAUUUUAUUAUGCUAUUAUUCAGAAUGCCAAAGUAUUAUUUUUCUCCCAAAACCAGUCUGAACAUUUACUACUUUUUAGACUUUUUGACAUUCAACUUUCUGUACAAAAAUUGGCUGGAUUUUGAGCUUUUGGUAAGAAAGCCUGAGGCUCGUCCCGAUGUCUGCGCCUCCGUGGUGGAGCCGGGCUGCGGUGGGGAGUCCUUUAACGCAAGAGGCUGGAUUUCUGGCAUGCUUAAGUUUUUCUGGAUGUCUUUUUAUUGUGUGACAUACACUUAAAGAAAAUAGACCAGCCCACUUCCCAAACCAGCUAGACAUCUUGGUCUUGAGCCAUAAACUGGCAUAAGUAAGCUUUUGCAGUUUCCAAUGCAUUUUAUUUAUUCUUUUGUUGGUUUUUUUGUUUGUUUCUUGUAAAAUUGUACAGAAACUUUUUAAAAGAAAUUGGAUUCAAACAACUGGAUAUGUAUCCGUAACCUCAUAAAUUUUAUUUGUGUAUUGUUUCUUUUAUUAUUUCAGUUAAAUUUUUACAUUAUUUUGCAUGUAUAUUUCUUUGUACAGAGACCUUACAUGUUUACACAGUAUGAUGUGAUGUAAAUAUUUUAUUUUGCCAUCAGUUAUUUUAAAAAAUUAAACAUAUUUGCCUGA
Molecule: messenger RNA, 11004 nt
Organism: Jaculus jaculus (lesser Egyptian jerboa)
Lineage: Eukaryota; Metazoa; Chordata; Mammalia; Rodentia; Dipodidae
Gene: Trio
Product: trio Rho guanine nucleotide exchange factor
Exons: 57
Coding region: 1-9291 (3096 amino acids)
Biological process (GO): protein phosphorylation
Cellular component (GO): cytoplasm
Molecular function (GO): protein kinase activity; guanyl-nucleotide exchange factor activity; ATP binding
Source: RefSeq, a predicted model, not a curated record